Molecule: messenger RNA, 1041 nt
Organism: Zea mays
Lineage: Eukaryota; Viridiplantae; Streptophyta; Magnoliopsida; Poales; Poaceae
Exons: 2
Coding region: 99-656 (185 amino acids)
Source: RefSeq, marked predicted
CUCCCAGCUCUAGAGUCUAGACAGCCACAGGCAGGAGCUCCACGAGUCCACGUGACCUCAGACCUCACACAUUCACAGUGUCACGCUGCCUCAACGUCAUGUCUCUCCUCGCCUCCCCCACGCCGUUCGGCGUGACCGCCAUCCGCCGCCGCGUCGCCCCGCUUCCUCUCCUCCCUGCUGGCGGUCGCGCCGCCCUGCACGUGGCCCUCGCGCGCCGCGGCGGGGUCUCGUCCCGGACGCAGCGGCGCCUCGAGGAACGAGGAGGCAAGAAGCGCCGCGGUGGGGUCGUGGCGCCCGACGUGGACGAGGACGCGGCGGAGGCGGGGGUGGCUGAGUGGGAAGGGGAGCCGCUGGGGUUCGAGGUGUCGACGGAGCCCAUGCCGCGGCUGCCAGACCCGGAGACGCCCGACUUCUGGGAGGGACCUCAGUGGGAGGCCCUCGGCUUCUUCGUGCAGUACAUGUGGGCGUUCGGCGUCGUCUUCGGCCUCAUUGCUUGCGGUGUCGCUGUGGCCACUUACAACGAUGGUGCAACAGAUUUCAAAGACACGCCUGCUUACAAGGAGUCCCAAUCACAGGAGUUCCCUGAGGAGUCAGAAUCAUCAAGCGCUGAUGUGUUUGAAGGCAAUCCGACUGAGGUAGCACCAGCUCUCGAGUAGGACUAUCAAGGAGGCACGGGAGAAAAGUUGUCUCUCGAUUCAAGCUAUAGCCUAUAGGGCUUCGCCUUCGCAAUAUAGAUGCAAAGGUUUGGUUGAUGAUGCUAAGAAAAUUGGCUGGUAAUUAUUUUGUACUGAAUUUUCCCUUAGAAUUAAAUAUAGAUGGCUAGUGUCUAGUGGUGAUAUGAUGGGAUUCGUCUGUAUUAUUCUUCCAAACAGUGGGGGGCAAAAGAAAGAGAGCAAGCAUUGCUGUCUAUCCUGUAUUUUGCAUUCAUCAUGCCCCUAUGAUGGCUUUUGGCACUUAGUCCAGGGGAAAUGUAUAAUUCAACACAAAUACAUUCUGUACCGGCACAAUCCAUAAUUAAGGAACAUGUAGCAUUAUCAGAUU